This is a messenger RNA of Raphanus sativus (radish), 569 nucleotides long. RefSeq lists its product as uncharacterized. NCBI's taxonomy places the organism in Eukaryota, Viridiplantae, Streptophyta, Magnoliopsida, Brassicales, Brassicaceae. The coding region runs from base 128 to 463 and encodes 111 amino acids. The transcript has a single exon. The record is from RefSeq and is a predicted model, not a curated record.
GCCACAAAUCUCUCCCUAUCAUUACUAUGUCCAUUAUACCGAAUGAAUUUGUACACCUUAGGUUCUAAUUUAAACAAACACCAAGUCCAGACACAACAGGAAAAAAAGUAGCUAGAGAGAUUCAGCCAUGGCCUCCAAAUGCAUAGGUGACUGUCUAGACAUCAAAAGCGAUGCGGGAUGUGUCCAUCAGGGAACAACCUAUGCCAACCUUCACAAGUGGCCGGUGGCUGAGGUGGAUUUCGUACGGUCACUCAGUAGCGGCUGUAGCAACCGUUCUACCUCAGUGGUGGAUAGCAUCUCUUAUAGGCAAAUGUACCUUAGGAGCUAUACCUUCUCAAGAGAAGAGGACAAUGAAGAUUUAAGAGGAGAUCUAGAUAGCCAUCAUGAUUCACAUAAGAAACGAACAUGGUUGUUUUGGAGGAGAAAGGAAGAAGGCGGUAAAAAUCAAUAUGAGGGAGAGUAAAAUGCUUCCCCAUAGGGCAUCUGUAGGCAGACUCGUUAAGAAGUGUUUGUCUUGUGCUUGCUCGACUAAGUUUGAUAUAUUGAAGAAAAAAGUUUAUCAACAGAGA